UAAUAAUAAAAAAUUAAAUCUAGGUACACGGAUACAUCGAUGUGAGAUAUAAUAUUUUUUAAAUAUAUCAAAGAUAUCGAAUAAUCGAAUGAAAAGAAGCGGACGUGGAUCCGCUUAAAAGGAAAGAAACGGUUUUGCUCCGUGGCAACGACGUAACUUAACCAUUAAUGGAAUUUCUGAACCGGACCCAAAACGGAAGUGCGUUCCUCGACCAAGCGCAUCGCGGCACGUGCAGCGCACCGAUGCAAUGCAUCAAUUGCAUAACCUUUUCGAAUAACUCGUAACCGAGUCACCGCGUGGUGGAAUAUCAAUUAACAGACAGGGAUCGGCGAGAAGAAAACGCGUCCAACCACGACUUGUGGUUUCUGAUCACGCGAUCCUUGGCUUGUAGCCAGAUUAUAACCUGAGUUACGUGUGUUCCUUACUUUUAAUAAUCGAGAAAGAAAUUUACUACGUGAUAUAUACGAGUUCAAAAUUUACAUUGAAAUUGCAUUAUCAUGAACACAUGAACGAUUAUAUCGAAGUUUCAUAUUUUAGUUUUAACUGUGUUGUUUUUUUCGGAUGAAUUUAUUUAUAGCGAAUUUUAUAGAGUUUUAGGUUAGGAGAAUUUGAAUUGGAAGAGAUCUUAAUCUUAAGCGAAAUUAAUGGAUAAAGUUGUCGAUAAUGAUUGUAAUUAUAAUAUCUAUCGAAGUUCGAUAGAAAUUACGGUGUUUUAAACUGACAUGAAUUUUAGGUUAGAAGAAGUUGAAUCGAUAGAUUAAUCAAGCGAAACUGAUAGACUGAUAAAAUUGUCGAUGAUAAUCGUAAUUAUAAUCGUAUCGAAGUUCGAUAGAAAUUUUAAUUAUAUAAUUUUGAUACGUAUAAUGGAUGUAGAAUUUUAGGUUAGGAGAACUUGAACUAAUAGAUUAAUCAAGUGAAACUAAUAGAUCGAUAAUUUCCGUUUUAAUUGAAAUAGUGUAACAAGAGUGCAAUAAUACAAAUUGGGUCAAGAGAAAUCUGAAGAAAAGAACGAUGAAGUAGAAAUCUUUUUCUUGGAUUUCGACUUAUGUUUUAAUAUCGAAUAAGUGAAAAAAAGAUUGAGUCUUAAUGAAUAAAAAUGUGAGACAUCCUCACGAAGAUCUUCUACUAGGAAAAAUAAACACGAUAUCCGGAAAAUGUUAUGAAUAUUGACCGAGUGAAAGCAAGUGAAAACCAGCAUCACGGUUUUCUGAUCACGUAUAUCGGUGGAGAGGCCUCGAUUGGAUGGAUGGUGAGGACAGUCGGGGAAAAAGCAAUUAAUCUUACCGGAGAGAGGCGCGUAGACCGGAUAUGGGGCGACGUAAUCCGGUACCUCGUCCUCGUAGAUUGGCUGAUGAUAGUAGCAACUAUUGUUCGUCGACCUGGCUGGUCCACAAUACAACUCUUCCACGAAAGCAGGUGCGUCGUAGCCAGGUUCUCUCACCGACGGCGUAUACCUGCAACCAGAACUUCGAAUGCAUCGUCGUUUGCCAACACAAAUCAAAGAAAAUUGGCCAAGAGUCCCAUGUCAAGUCUGAUGGUUGAAAUUUGCUCGUGACCACUCACCAAUAUUCGGAGUGGGCACGUGCGUCUUGGGACAGCCGAUAAGCCGAUCGCCGACGAUGCCGAGGAGGAACCUGUUGCGCUACGCCAGCCACGCUGUGUCGACGAAGGUACGCGUAAUUCUCGAGAUCCCACGGAU
Molecule: messenger RNA, 1699 nt
Organism: Apis laboriosa (Himalayan honeybee)
Lineage: Eukaryota; Metazoa; Arthropoda; Insecta; Hymenoptera; Apidae
Exons: 3
Coding region: 1160-1555 (131 amino acids)
Source: RefSeq, a predicted model, not a curated record